Rhipicephalus microplus (southern cattle tick) is the source of this 1767-nucleotide messenger RNA. RefSeq lists its product as uncharacterized. The record is from RefSeq and is a predicted model, not a curated record. Lineage: Eukaryota; Metazoa; Arthropoda; Arachnida; Ixodida; Ixodidae. Gene Ontology annotation, cellular component: chitin-based extracellular matrix. Gene Ontology annotation, molecular function: structural constituent of chitin-based larval cuticle.
AGGAGGAGGCACCGCCCCAGCCGUACAGCUUCCGGUAUGACACAACUGACGAGUUUGGCAGCCGUACGACUCGCGAGGAGACGAGCGACGAGAACAACAACAAGGUUGGAUCCUACAGCUACGUAGACGCGAAUGGCAUUUCACGCACGGUGCGCUACGUCGCCGAUGCCGAGGGCUUUCACGUCACCAUAGAGACUAAUGAGCCCGGAACUCGGACCUCCAACCCUGCCCAAGCACAAAUCACCUCCACGGCGGUCGAGCCACCACCUGAAGCCGCUCCUGUCGCCGUGCAGGCCUUGCACGGUGUCCCAGCCGGCGUAGUUGUGCGCUCUGCACCGACGGCCGUAACGCUGCAUGCGGCUCCCGUGGAUGCCGUACAGGCAGCACCUGUUGCCGUUCACGCUGGUCCUGCUGCAGUACACGCAGCACCCGUGACCCUUCACGCCGCGCCCAUCUCAUUCGCAACGGCACAGCUCAGAGUACCCGUCUCGGUGCAGAGGAAAGCCAAGAGUCGUUAAAGGACGUUCAAGACUCGCUUGUUACAAUAUUAAGGUAUCAAGGCAACUUUGGUGUUUAGUUUACAGUUUUUUUUGUUCAUUGUAACUCUCUUGUGCGUGCUGAUAAGCUUAUUGUUUCAAUAUUGAACGUUGAAGGCGUAGUAAUAAGCUAAACUGUGUUUCAGAAAUCACCUAGUGCUAUUUCUAAUGCUCCCUUUUUUUUCUGGAUGAUGCAAUGUCAAUAUCAGGGUAUUUGUAAGACUAGGAAAAAAUGUACCCCAGGCAUGAAACCAGACCAUGCUCCACGCAGUGUAAGGAGAAAAAGUGUGGGUUACUCUUUUCAGUGAGGCCUAAUUUUGCGCGUACACAACUGACUGCAAAACAUACACGCAAAAUCUGUUUUUAUCUCUAAUCUAUAUGAUUUCAGUAGAAUAAUCUGUGAAAACAUUGAACAUGUCUGUUCAAAGAGAGUCAUACGCUCGGAAAAUGAGCAUUCCCAAGAGCCAAAGGAGUCAUUUUGUUUCCUAGAGUGCGCCACCACACGUUAUGUAACGGUUUGUACGUAUAGCUCAUCUAACAGUGUAUUCUUCUUCAUCCCUUAAUAAUCCUAUAUAAUCCAUACGUUUUCAGCACCAGUGUCGGCGUUAGUUGCCCCUCUAACCCGAUUUAUCUUGAUAUGAGGUGGUCAGAAAUAUUUUAAGAUCUUUUUUCUCAUGUUUACAGCUCAACAUAGGAUUAUUACUAAUUCACUAAGCUAGAAAGGCAUUGCGUGUUCCUCUGGUCAAGCCACUGCACAUCCCGAAUGGCCCUGGUGUAGCUCUUGCCAUUAGGAUUACACAGACAUGACACCUUAAUUUCGCUACAUAGAAUAAGUUGCCGGUGCCACCUUCUUGUAAAUAUUUCUCUCAGUUAUCAAUAGGCUAAGUUAGUGCAGAAGCUACGCUUCAGUUUGUUUGGUGAAUGUGAGGAAUGCAAUGAAGGGUGAUAUUAAAAUAUGCGAGAAUAAUUUUCGUUAAUUUUAUGAAAGCGUAAAAAAAGCCCCAAAAGGUUUAAUUUCCCAGUCACGUCAGCAUACUUGCACUGACUGCCCUAACAAUUGCCUCUCCGUAGUACAGCGUUCAUGCGAGGGACCAUUCGGGAAAUAUAGCCUUUGAGACGGUGUUUACCUGUUUUCUAAAAGACAAUCUGAUGUUAUAUGUGAACUGUUUGUCUACCUAUGUACACGAAUGUCUUGUAUUGUAAGCCCAAUAAAAGAUAUCAACCUCGUUCA